UUGUUUGUGUGGUGUUGUGUUUCGAUUACCAAUUUUGUAAUUAAUUUUUUUUUAAAAAGAAAUGUAAAUGUUUUGAUUUAUUAUUAAUGUAAGUUUCAACUUAGUGUAUUACUGAUGAUGUCGAAUAGUUCCGAGUCGUCAGUGACCUAUCUUAAUCUGAAAACAAUGUGCAGAAUAUGCUUACAAACAAGCAAACAAAUUUUCGAUAUUUUUACCUGUUACUAUGUGAAAAGAAAAACGUUAUACAGUGAAAUGUUGGCUAGUUGUACGAAAUUAAAGCCAAUAGUUGAUGAUGGACUACCUCGAGGCAUCUGCAAAGACUGCAGUCGACAGUUGAAAAAAGUGUACGCCUUCAACUUACAAUGCGAGAAAAGUGAUGUUGAAUUACGGAAUGUCAUAUCGCAAAACGGCAUAGAAUUAAAUAGUAUCCCCAAUCAAGAUAUAAAACAGGAAUACAAUGAGCUUAAAAGGGAAAGUGAUAGUCUAGAUGAUACUAAACCAUCUUGUGUAUCAGAUGAAGAUGGUAUUAAAAACGAUAUCAAAACUGAAAACGACGAAGACAAUGAGAGCAAUUGGGAUGCAGAAGACGAUAACCUCUUAUUAGAAGAGAUAAAGUCUAAAAAAGAUGACGGUACGAAUCUUGAUCAUGGAGACACACCGGACAUUUGGUUGGAAAAAGAUAUAAAUAAAAUACCCAAAGCUAAAAGGGGAAGGAAGAAGAAAGAAAAGAAUGGGCUAUCAGCGACUCCAAUAAGCAAGAUGCCGCACCAGUGCGACGUCUGCGGCAAGAUCCUAAGCACGAAGAGUAAUCUGAAAGCUCAUAAGAUAUGUCACACCGACGUGCGACCUUACAAGUGUACAGAGUGCCCGGCCACAUUCAGGGGUCACAGCGCCCUGUUCCAACACAAGAAAGUGCACACGAAGGAGACCCCUUACCAUUGCGAGUAUUGUCCGAAACAAUUCAGUCGGCGGACCGGCCUAGUCAAUCACAUACGGGUACAUACAGGAGAAAAACUAUACAGCUGUGGUAUUUGCUUCAAGAAUUUCGUUCAAAGCGCUCAGCUCUCUAUACAUGUAAAAAGGCAUAUGGGUGACAAACCGUUUUUGUGCCAGGACUGUGGAAAAGAUGAGUUGAAACGUGAGCGUGACUUCUAUCGUGCCCGUGGACUGCCUUGUCCUAAGGACACUGCCCUCGCUGCAGACAAGCCUACAGGAGAUGAGCCUGAGCAACCUGAUAACACUGACUGCCAUAGAAAAGAUGAACAGGUCAACGUCUGCUUAGAAUGUAUAUCAACAUCAUUACGAACACUCAAAAGAAGUUUCAUUAGAUGCUCAGCUCAGGCGACAAUAACACACCUCAAGAAAUUUGUAGCUAAGAAAGUAUUGAAUGGAAUCGACCAGUACAGAGAGAUUGACAUAUUGUGCAAUGACGAAUUACUAGGCAAGGACCAUACUCUGAAGUUUGUAUAUGUGACUCGUUGGAGGUUUCGGGAUCCACCUCUUCGUCUCCAAUAUAGACCUAAGAUUGAUUUAUAAAUUAUCCUCUGUUACACCUCAUUCAUGGAAACUGUUUAAAUUUUUGUAAUUAGAUAGGUGUGCAAUUAAUCUGACUGGCAUUCACAUUCCAAGCUAUGUUUUCUUAGGAUUAUAGUUUAAAGGAGUUCACCAUUUUGAUAUAAUCGCUAAAAUUGUCACAUUCUGAUUUAAAGGCAAGGAUAACUUCAAUGUGGAAAGUUUGACCAUGUCCUGGAUUUUCAGUGUUUAUUAUUAUAGUGUCGAGAAAACAACAAGAUUUACAGGAGUUGCUAGUACCAAUCAUGAACUUGCUCGGCUCGGGUUUGCUUAAAAUAUUUUUCAGAAUAUAAGCAAGGAUUUUCUCAUUAGCCCAUAGCAUUAUUUUAGCCCUUAAUUCUUAUUUAUGUAGAAUCUCUAAAGUAAGGUUCAUAGUGGCUCAAGCUAAGCUACGUUCCACUAUACACCAACUUUGGAUUCUAAUUCAUGGUGGUUUUAUAUAUAACCGGUGAAUAAUGUUAUUUUCAUCGAAUGUGAAUGCCAAUUUGUAUAUAAAGAACUAGGGAGGGUUUGACACUUUCAUUCACUCUACUACCAAAAUGUGAUUAGAGAGGGAGGGUCAGCACUUAAGACAAUUUUCAACCACUCACCAUCAGGUGGGCCGUAUGCUCGUUCGCCUACAAGGGCAAUAAAAAAAAAAUUGUGACAGUUGACAUACACCUGGUGGGUGUCAUGACCGUGAAAGAGAUUGUCAAACGAAAAAAAAACUAACGAACAAAUAUUGUUAAACAUAGGUGUUUGUAAUUUUCUAGAUAUUUUAUACGACAUAGUUAUAUUAUUUUAUAUUAAGGUGUAGUAUGAUUAAUUAUAAAAAAAACAUUUAGUUCAAUUUAAAAAUAAACAAUUUUUUUGUGUAUAGAAAAUAAUAGAAAAAUAUUUUUAAUCUCAUUUUAGUUCAAAUAUUUUAUUAUGUUGUUUUAGUUUUUUUUUUUUUUUGUUAGCCAAGGACCCUUUAGCUUAUAAAGAAUUGUUGCGUUGUAACGUAGAAUGUGGAUGUAUAAUUAUUGGUUCUCGAUUAUUUACUGAAAAUAAAGACAUUUUAUCGAUGUGAAAAUAAAUGUGAA
This is a messenger RNA of Bombyx mandarina (wild silkworm), 2636 nucleotides long. RefSeq lists its product as uncharacterized. Lineage: Eukaryota; Metazoa; Arthropoda; Insecta; Lepidoptera; Bombycidae. Gene Ontology annotation, molecular function: RNA polymerase II cis-regulatory region sequence-specific DNA binding; zinc ion binding; DNA-binding transcription factor activity, RNA polymerase II-specific. Gene Ontology annotation, biological process: regulation of transcription by RNA polymerase II. The record is from RefSeq and is a predicted model, not a curated record. Gene Ontology annotation, cellular component: nucleus.